Messenger RNA from Notechis scutatus (mainland tiger snake), 4410 nucleotides. It is a transcript of the gene CCSAP, whose product is annotated as centriole, cilia and spindle associated protein. Gene Ontology annotation, molecular function: microtubule binding. Gene Ontology annotation, cellular component: spindle; ciliary transition zone; axoneme. The record is from RefSeq and is a predicted model, not a curated record. Gene Ontology annotation, biological process: regulation of mitotic spindle assembly. Lineage: Eukaryota; Metazoa; Chordata; Lepidosauria; Squamata; Elapidae.
GUGUUGUGUGUGUGUGUGUUUUCGGGCGGUGAUCAAUUCCCCGAUCGGAGGGAAGAUAUCCCGCGGAGCAGCUGGGCUUGGAAGGCGAUUCGCGAGAUGGUGCUGCCGUCGCGGUGCGUGAAAAGCGAGUAUAUGAAGUGCUUUAAAGAACCGAAAUGGGAGGCGUGCGGCCCCUGCUACCAGGAGUUACUGCGCUACCGGCUGAGCCGACGCCUCUUAGAACAGGCGCAUCGGCCUUGGUUUUGGGACGACUGGGAGCAGGACAGCAGCCUGAACGGAAGCAGCGGCGGCGGCGGCAGCAGCGGCAGCUCCCCAUCGUCCCAGGGCAAUAACAGCCCUCCAGUUGUCCGGCAGCCCGAGGAGGAAAAGGCGCAUCCUGCAGGGGAAAUCGAAGUCCCCGGCGGUGAUCUGACUUUCGACAGGAGGAUCGGCGCGCCUGGAGAGGAUGUGGCUUCCAGUCCGGCGCCGGCGGAGCCCCCCGACGGACCCGAGGCUGACAUUCAAGAACAAUCUCAAGGGAAGGCUAUUGUCAAGAAAGAUGAAAGGACAACUGCAGGGAAAGGAAUCGACAGUUCAAGUGGUGCGCAAAUGCAGCCUUUAAGGCAGAAGAGUGUUCCUGGUAGACAAGGUGACAGAAAAGCAGCAAAAAGCCCACAAAAGACUGAAGCAACAUUGGGAAUAAAGCACCCAUUUGCUUUGUACGGCUGGGGUGAAAAGCAGACUGACACAGGCAGUCAGAAGACACACAACGUCCGGGCAUCUGCUUCAGUAAAUGAAAUACACGAAUCUGCAUUAAGAGCAAAGAACAGAAGACAAAUAGAAAAAAGGAAGCUACCUCAAAGACGGAUACGCACAGCAGAAGUAGAAAGAACAUGGAGAACCAAGCCUUCAGGUCCAGACAAUCCAUGGAUGACAGAAUACAUGAGGUGUUACUCAGCACGAGCUCGGUGAUUAGACUUCUAAUUUUUUUAAAAUUCAGAAUGCUUUGAAAACAACUAGGACACCAGUAGAAAACUCCAGACUAUUAUGCAAGGGUUUUCCAUUUUUUAUCAACGGGUUUUUUCCAGCAGUUUGUUACAUUUAUUUAUAUUUUAACUACUUAACCUUUGCAGCAAAAGAGGGUCCAUAUUGAUGAGAACUAUGUUUACCAAUAUAGGUCCCUUACUAUAUCUAUUUUUAAGGAUAAUGUCAAAAAUUGACCGUCGGCCGAAAAAAUUAAAAUUGAGUAAUAAUUUUUUAAAUAAAGCAAGUCAAUAUUUUCUUGAAAUGGCUUUUUUCUCUAUAGUUACUGAAUUAUACCAAUCUUGUGCCAGUAGAAAAGUGGUUGCACUAGAGUUACAUUGAAAGCAUCCAACUUUCAGUGCAAUUUAUUGUAAAAAUAAUCAUGAAAACUUGACAACAAAGGAUUUGUAAAGAGUCUUUCUGGACAAACGAAGGUCUCAUUAAAUUAUGAAAUGAGCUGAUUGGCAAUAAUGUAUAAAAAGGACCACACACUUUACAAACUAGCAGGGAAAAGAAUGUUUUGUGGAAGCUGAUCAUUGGAUUCUUUAGAUAACCCAUUUUUUCCUCCCUGGAAUGGCCAAAAUGAGGUUGCCGUUUAUCCAGCUUAAUGGAAUCACAACAAGGACUAAGAGACAUGAGUUUUUGCAGAGGUAUCUGUUGAAGACCUAUAGCUGGAAAUGUUAAGAACGUUUUUAGAACAAGAAAAAUCUCUCCUUUUCAUAAAUGUAUAGUGACUUUUCAGGUUUACAUUCCUGCUGUAGAUGUUGUGACCAUACAAAAUUGGAUAUUUUGGUGCAGUAGAUUAGUAAUAUCCUGUGAUUGUGGUUUGGAACAUUUGCUAUCAUGAACCCAUUGUACCAAAUGACAGAUAAAGACAAUCAUUAACUGAUGGGCUAUUGAGUAGUUUGUAGAAAGUAAAUGGUUUUAAACUUUUUUUUUGUAAUAAAAUGCUUCAUUUUGAGUGGACUUAAACACAUCCAGUGAACAGUUUUGUUAGAUAAGGCUUCUGCACAGUGACUUUUAUAACAUUAAAACUCUGAAUUUGUUUCAUUUGCCUGUUUAAUCAAGCUGGGUUAUAUUCUAUGUCAAAACUCAGGUGACAUUGCAAAUUUUGCUAUACUCCAAUGUAUCACACAUUUCUGAGUUUUUAAAGUGAUUUUCUAUAGAAGAAGAAGCCAUUGGCAAUCAUGAAAGUGCAACAUACUUGAAAGAUUGUACCACAGAGUGAAACUACCUGUGAUUUUUUAACUUUGAAAUAAAAUAUUUUUCAGUCUUAGAAACUGUUUCUUCAGACCUUGAAAAAAUUUGGCUUUAAAGAUACAGCAAGUGCAGAUCUUUGUAAAACCUGCCAUUAAUCAACAGGGAGACCUUAAAACUCAUUUUUCAACUCAUUUUUGCUUAGAACAAAGUGUUUGUUCUGAAGAAUAUGAUAUAUUCAUUAUAUUUAGAUCCUGUCCUUUUUCCAGGAGCCAAGAAAAAGCCUGAAUUCAUUGCAUUGGCUUUCUAUUCCCCCCCCCCCCCCCCCGCCCUUUACCCUAUGGGCGGGGGCCCCCGCCCCCCCCCCCUCAAAACAGGUCCAAAGUAAUCUAGUGAGUUUCCAGUGUUGCGGAAAGUGAAACUGCUUUCCAGUCCAACAUUUCAACCACUAUACUACAAAUGUCAUUUUACCUCUUCUAUGGUUGCAUGUGGUGGCUUUAUUUCCAUCUAUAGGUAGAUAUAAUUGAACUUUUUUUUGGAAUGGUAAUUUGUUUCCUCAGUCUUUAUAGUAUUCCUUCAAUGUAUCAAAUUAAUGAAUUUGAACAAUAUGUGGCUUCAGUAUAAAAUGACUACCACUUAUGCACCAGAGAGAGACUAGAAAAUGUCAAGAAAAUCCUAGGGCUUGGAAAAGUACCACAAAACCCACACCCCAAAGGGCAUCCUUAACACCAGCUUUUCGAGAAUAGAACGUGUACUAUAACUAUGCACUGCUGAUUAGUGAGGAGAAAAAUUGGAACAGAAAGAAAAAAAUAUCUGGAGAAAUAGAACAUCAAGCGCCUGGCUGAACAUUGUUUCAGUCUGCUGUUUAGAUUUUUUUUAGUUUAAUAAGCUUUAGUAUGGGAACAGUCAUAAACUGAAGUGUGUAACUCUAUCUAAAUGCUGAUUUAUGCAGUUGUGGGUUCUUCCAAACAGUAGGUCUGUACAGCUUUUGGUUGACAAAUGCAUGAAUUUGCAAAUGGCACUUUUGUGUAUAUAUCAACUAUUCCAACAGAUCUGUACUUUAAGAUAAUGUGCAUUGUGGAUAUUUGCCUUUGUAUGUACUUGUGUUCAAAUAUUUUCCCAUAUCUCAGCUGAACAAUUAUUCUUUUAUUUAAUGCGUUUCUUACUCACUUUUGAAGAAUGAAGUCUUCCUAACCUGGAGCAAAUCACCACUAAUUAAUGCUUCUUUUUCUCUCUCUCUCUUUACCAUAGUAACAAGUAAACGUCUUUCAUAAAUUAAAGUUGCUUUCCCCCAUCAAGCUUCUCAUGUGAAAACUUUUAUAUUUACCACUUAUGCUCUGUAAGCCAUAAUAUAUAAAUAUGAACAUAUAGACUAGAACACUAGCAUUAGUGUUCAUUAAAAUACAGUAGAAAAUUAAGUAGAUUUUAAUUGUUGAGAAGUUUCCUUUUGUGCCAACCUUAAUACCAGCAGAAAAAUAACAGGAUGUAUAUCCCUGCUGCUUGAAAUACAGCCAUUCUCCUCAAAACUGCUACAAAACUCCUUGCUAGGUACACUCUCCCCAGCCAUGGCAGUGGUGCCUGCUUCAGUUGGAAGUCACUAAUCUUAAAAAGUGAAUGCGUUUAAAGUGAAAUAUAGACAUCUACUGAAAUCUUUAUUCCAGAAUGGCGUUAAAAAUGAGCUGUAAGUUUUUGUCUCUUAAGUGCACUGAGAGUAACUAUGCCAGAGAUAAAUCAUUAUGUAUUGGCCCAUGGAAGUAGAGCACACGUACUGACAUUAUUCCUUUCCAUGUAACAUCAACAUUUGGAGGAAUCUUAUAUGAGGCUGUAUCAGUUUAUGACUUAGGGUUAACUCUGGACCAGGAUAAUAAGUAUGGUUCUUCAAGAAACACAGCUCAAAGUCAAACUCCAGUUUGUAGCUGGGGCAGAUUACUGAGCCUUAGGAGAUGCUGAUCAAAGGAAAGGCUUUUGGCUGAAAGCCAUAAAUUUGACAGUUACUGUUGCUAUGUGCAAUCCAUUUAAAAAGAAUGAAGGGGUAAUGUGGUUAGAAAUCAGAGGUAUAUAUUUUCUCAAUUAUUGGGAGCACUGAAAUCACUUUAAAGCCUGAAAAAAAUUAAGCUUGGAACAGUGUGUGACUUAGAAUGUUUCUAAAUGCUGUUUUUCUCAUAUUUUUGUGGUCUUUAAAUGUAACUGUACUCACCAUGAUUUUGAAAA